AUGGCUUCAGACGCUCGCAAGCAGCCGCCAUGGACCCCUCCCCAAGCCCGUCCUGACGCCCAGCUGCCCCGAUUGAAGAUCUACAACAGCUUGACGAGGAACAAGGAUGACUUUGUCCCAGUCGAUCCGACGGGGAAGGUGGUGACAUGGUACGCCUGUGGCCCGACUGUGUACGAAGAUGCGCACCUGGGCCACGCCAAGAACUACGACUACUUCGGCUUCCAUGUCAAGAAUCUUCCGUUGCUUCCCCGGGAUACCAGUCCAGAGACCUUUUCCGAAGCAGUUGGCAAGGCAUACAAAGACCAGGUCGAGCCUCCAGCUCCCGCGGACGCUGAGACGGCACAGCAGGGCCAGGCUGUUGCCGUUGCCAACCUGCUGUUGAGAGCACACAUUGAAACGGCACGCUCGGCUGCUGAGGCUCUGCAAGCCCGAUCAGCGCUGCCUGACUCGGAAUUGUUUGCCAAGACGGAAGGUAUGGACUCCAACAACCACCAGAUCUACCUGGAGUUAACCCAGAAAUUCGAACGCCGCUUCUUCGAGGACAUGAAGGCGCUCAAUGUUCUGCCUCUUGACCACCUGACUCGUGUGACCGAGUACGUCCCUCAGAUUAUCCGCUUCGCUGAAAAGAUCGUGGCAAACGGUUUCGGGUACGCUACCCCUGACGGCUCCGUCUACUUCGACAUCGACUCGUUCGAGAAGGCCGGGCACAGUUACGCCCGCCUGGAGCCGUGGAACAAGAACGACGGCGCCCUCCAAGCCGAUGGCGAAGUCUCCCUGUCCAAGGGAAAGUCGAUGAAGCGGAGCGAGAAUCAUUUUGCGCUGUGGAAAGCCAGCAAACCGGGCGAGCCGGCAUGGCCGAGUCCGUGGGGUCGUGGGCGGCCAGGGUGGCAUAUCGAGUGCUCGGCAAUGGCCUCGGACGUGAUUGGGAAGACAAUCGACAUCCAUUCAGGGGGCGCCGAUCUCCGCUUCCCUCACCAUGACAACGAACUUGCACAGUCGGAAGCGUACUGGUCGACUCUGGGCUGCCAGGUGCAGUGGACAAACUACUUUGUCCACAUGGGACAGCUGAGAAUUCGAGGGUUGAAGAUGAGCAAGAGCCUCAAGAAUUACACGACCAUUCGGGCUGCUCUCUCCCAGAACGAGUGGAGUGCACGUUCACUCCGGAUUUGCUUCCUUCUCAUGCCUUGGCAGGAUGGGAUUGAGCUCAACAACUUUUUCCUGAAAAGCUUGGACAUUUGGAAGCAUUCUCGCCCUGAGGUGACGGGGCAGGAACUUGGCGUCGCAGACAAGCAGUUGUUGAUGGCCCUAGACAAGGCGAAAACCGAUGUCGAUGCAGCUCUUUGCGAUUCCUUCAACACCCCUACCGCCAUGAGAAUUCUCUCUGAGCUAGUUACCGAGGCGAACUCGGCAGACUCGCUUUCCGACCAGACCAUCAUCUCGCUCGCCCGGUGGGUGACACGCAUUGUCACCAUCUUCGGCCUGGAUCCCGAAGGAGAUCUCAGCAAUCCGGAUCGUAUAGGGUGGUCAGGCCUCGAUAUCCCCGCCCCGGCAAAGCCCUACGUCUACCCCGCCUCACAGCUGCGUGACAAGGUCCGGACGCUGGCCUGCUCCGGCUCGGUCGAUCACACCGCCAUCGCGGAACUCGCUGACGGAGCCACCAUCACGGCGUCAUCACCAGUAGACAAAUCCUCCCGACCAUACAACGAUGUGCUGCAGCAGUCCCGCGCCGCCGUCAAGGCACUCGCGGCGCGGCAAGCGCCGGCCAAAGACCUCCUCGCCCUGUGCGACCAGCUGCGCGACGUACACCUCUGGAACCUCGGCAUUUAUCUCGAGGACCGCGCGAGCCCGCACCCUGCGUUAGUCCGACCCCUUGAUAAGUCGUUGGUCGAGGAGCGCGCGGAGCGGGAAUCGGCCGGCGCUGCCAAGGCCAGGGCCAAGCUGGAACAGCAGGUCAGGGAGGCAGAGGCGGGAAAGGAGCUGCGCGAGCGCGCCAAGGUUGACCCGUUGGUGAUGUUCAAGACCUCGGGCGAGUACUUGCAGUGGGAUGAGAGCGGUAUUCCGACAGUGGAUGCUGGGGGUAACGCGUUGUCUAAGAAUAGGCGCAAGAAGUUGGUCAAGGAGUGGGAGAAGCAGAAGGCGAGGUAUGAGGAAUGGCUGGGGACGCAGAGGGCGGCGUAA
Canariomyces notabilis is the source of this 2178-nucleotide messenger RNA. RefSeq lists its product as uncharacterized. Gene Ontology annotation, cellular component: cytoplasm. Gene Ontology annotation, biological process: cysteinyl-tRNA aminoacylation. The transcript has 6 exons. Gene Ontology annotation, molecular function: cysteine-tRNA ligase activity; ATP binding. The record is from RefSeq and is a predicted model, not a curated record. Bases 1 to 2178 code for a protein of 725 amino acids. Lineage: Eukaryota; Fungi; Ascomycota; Sordariomycetes; Sordariales; Chaetomiaceae.